Durotheca rogersii is the source of this 1602-nucleotide messenger RNA. RefSeq names its product Ribokinase-like protein. The coding region runs from base 380 to 1540 and encodes 386 amino acids. The transcript has 5 exons. Gene Ontology annotation, biological process: pyridoxal 5'-phosphate salvage. NCBI's taxonomy places the organism in Eukaryota, Fungi, Ascomycota, Sordariomycetes, Xylariales, Xylariaceae. Gene Ontology annotation, molecular function: pyridoxal kinase activity. The record is from RefSeq and is a predicted model, not a curated record. Gene Ontology annotation, cellular component: cytosol.
UAUGGGCAUCCUUAGGCAGGUCUUACCUCAGGUAAGAUUAGGAGGAUUUAGUCAAGCAUUUACCGGCCGGCAUUCGGCGGGCGGCCGCUGCAACAUUACUCAACAGGAUUGAUUCCCUCCACCCUGGCCGCUUAUCCCCGCUGAGCAACCACCCGCCCUCUUCUUCCUCUCCCCGACCGACCUUCUCCCGUAUGGCUUCGGAGCAUAUAUUAAGCCUCGCUCCCCUCCCCAGACCAUUGCGGCCGAUAUAGGCUGACUCUACUGGACUUACGGCUUAUUCGAUAGUUCGACGGCCCUGCUGGCAUCUCCAAGUUACCCCUCCUAGUCCACCCUCACUUUGCCGCACCUACGUCCAGAAAGCCGCAGCCAAGUCGUCUACAUGAGCGCUGAGCCCCCGGUUCCAGAGACAAACGUCCUGGCUAUCGCCAGUCAUGUCGUCUCAGGGAACGUAGGGAACAAGAUCGCCGUCUUCACGCUCCAGUCCAUGGGUUGCGAGGUCGCCGCCCUGAACACGGUGUAUUUUAGCAACCACACCGGCUACAAGCAAUGGAAGGGCGCGCGGCUGUCGGCGCAGGAGAUCACGGACCUGUGGGAGGGGCUCAAGCAGUCUCACCUCGACGACUUCGAUGUGAUGCUCACCGGCUAUAUUCCCGGCGCGGCCGCCGUCGACGCCGUGGGUAACAUUGGCAAAGAGCUCCGGCGGAAGUGGGAGGCUCGGGGUCCCGGAGGGAGCUUCUUCUGGGUGCUCGACCCGGUCAUGGGCGAUAACGGUCGCCUGUACGUCGCGGAAGACGUCGUGCCUGCGUAUAAGAGCCUCAUCCACCAUGCUGACCUCAUACUUCCCAAUCAGUUCGAGGCCGAACUACUAUCGGGCGUGAAAAUCUCCGAUCCUGCCUCGCUCGAGAAGGCCAUUCGAGUGCUCCACCAGAUAUAUGGAGUCCCGCACGUCGUCAUCACAUCCGUAUCUGUACCGCUCCUUGGCUCAUUGCCAACGUCCGCCACCGCCACCUCGCCUCACUCACCCGCGCAGACGGUAGGCACGAUGUCCGUCGUAGGCUCUAGCAUGACGUCAGACCGGCGGCCCCGGCCCUUCAAGAUCCUAUUCCCCGUGUUCGACUGCUAUUUCAGCGGCACGGGGGACAUGUUCGCGGCGCUGAUGGUGGUGCGCAUGCGCGAGGCGGUGGUAGCGGCGGCGGAGGCGGCGGCGGCACAAGAACGAAACGAGGCCGGCAGCGGCAGUGGGAAGCUGGGCGAGACGCGGUCGUGGCUCAGCGCCGACGACGUCGACGCGCUGGACCUGCCGCUGGCGCAGGCAGCCGAGAAGGUGCUCGCCAGCAUGCAUGAGAUCCUCGAGCGCACGUCGCAGGGCAUGGAGGCGGAGCUCGCGCGACGGAAGCGGGAGCGGGAGCAGGCAACGGGGGCGGGAGCGGACGACAAGACACAGUUCCUGCUCCGGACGCGGGCCGCCGAGCUCAAGCUGUCGCGGCACCUGAGAUGCCUCCGGGAUCCGAAAGUAGAGUACAAGGCCCAGAAGUUAUAGCGCGGGGCAUCGGGUACAUACCUACGUAUAGAAAUAUAGAAGAAUAUAUGGAUAGACGACAA